AAUGAGUCGAAGGUAAAAUAUGAAUGAUGAAAACUUGAAUUGGAUUCUCAAGUAUCCUAAUGAGUUUUCACAAGAAGAUUUUGAGUCUCAACACAUGCAUGUACUUAAGUAAGAACAAUUUGGGUAAUUAAAAGAAUCAGAUGAAAUUUUGAAUGGAUAACUUUACACAUUUUGGAAUGGAACAUUGGAAUGUAGUAAAUUUAUAUUAAUGCCAAAUUUACUAAUCAAGGUAACCAUCUAAAAUGGGUUGUUACAAAUACCACAAUCUCAAUUUAAUCAAAGUGGAGCUACCUAUUAUUUAUCGCUAUCAGAGUGUACGAUCACUUAGAAAAUGAUCCAACAUAGAUCACAAUAAGCCUUUGGCAUGCUCUUAACCAAUUCUAUAGGCACUACAUACUUAUUCUUCUCCAACUUCGUAACUUUUAGAACCUGGUACAAAUAAAUGAAACAAUUUUGUAAACUCACAGGCUUUCUUGAUAAAUAUAAAUUGGGUGACAAAUUGUUGCCUGGAUUUUACACAUGCACAAAGAAAACCAAGAAAACCCAAUACACAGUCCAGAUUUACAAAAGUGAUGAUUUCGAACAAUGCUAAGAAUUAGAAGAUGCUGUUUACAAUGAAAUAUAGAUACUGAGAAGUAUCAAACAUCAAUCCUUGUUGGAAUUAAAGAGAGUAUAUGAGAAUAAUAAGUAUCUUUUUAUUGUCUAUGAAUACUACAAAGGAGAGACCCUCUUCAAUCUGCUAAAUUCCAAUCUCUAAUUACAUGAAGUAUAAAUUGCGUCUGUAAUUAUUUGAAUACUAAUGCUAGAUUAUUUAUUAAAUCCUCUAAGUCGUCAAAUUUCUCAAUUAGCAUCAAUUUUAUCAUGGUAGCAUCAACCCUCAGAAUGUCUUGAUCAACACGCAACAUCAAAUGCUAUAAAUCACACUCAUAAAUCUCUCCUUCAAAGAAUACAAAGUCAAUGACAAACUAGAUUGGAUUUUGAAUAGAGCAGUCGAGUCUUUCUUAGCUCCCGAGAUCUUUGAAGGCAUUGCACCCAACAUAUCAACUGAUAUCUAUGCAUUGGGCUGUGUAUUGUAUUUUAUGACCUAUUAUGACUCAAAAAAAUAUGAAGUACUUCAAAACAAUAUGUUUUUUAGAUCAAGAACGAAGAUAAAGAUUUUUAUAAUGUUAUGGACAAUUUUGAAAUUCAAAAAAAUAGAAUUGAUGAAAGUGAACAACAAUUAAAAGUGGGUUUCUAAUAAAAUCAAUAGAAAAGCAAAGUCAGUUCGUCUUAAUUGGAUCUUCUGAGAAAAAUGCUAGAAACUGAUGCAAGUAAGUGUUUUAUAAUAUGAGAUAAAAGAUUGACAAUAAAAGAAGCUACUAAACAUCAUUGGUUUGUGAAUGUGAAAAGUAAAAUUAAAUCUUUGAAAGUUGAAAGGAAAAGAAAAAAACCACUCCCAAGUUUAAGAACCAUUAUUGAAUUAAGAGAAAUGAGUGAAAUGGAUGUGAGAAUGACAAUUAUUUAACAACAAUAAAGUGGAUUAAAUGCUUUAAAUCAUAUGAAUUCUAAAUUAUAAUCAACUCCCUCCAACACUAAACGAACUUUAAUUUACACUCAACAACCCUCUAAACUCAGUCAAUACGUGGCCAAGAAUGAAUUUGAUGAUGAUUAUGAAAGUAAGUAUCCUAUUGUUAACUUUCAGUCCCUGAUGAAGAACUGUAUUUGGAAGUCCCUGUGAUUAGACGCAAAAGGGAACCCAAAAAAAGACCGUCCAACAUCAAAUUGCUCUGA
Molecule: messenger RNA, 1770 nt
Organism: Paramecium octaurelia
Lineage: Eukaryota; Ciliophora; Oligohymenophorea; Peniculida; Parameciidae
Source: the annotation of a GenBank genome assembly